Messenger RNA from Ziziphus jujuba (common jujube), 8543 nucleotides. RefSeq lists its product as uncharacterized. Gene Ontology annotation, molecular function: ATP binding; helicase activity. Lineage: Eukaryota; Viridiplantae; Streptophyta; Magnoliopsida; Rosales; Rhamnaceae. The transcript is spliced from 14 exons. Bases 104 to 8302 code for a protein of 2732 amino acids. The record is from RefSeq and is a predicted model, not a curated record.
UUCCUUUGUAGCUAAGAAAACCCAUGUCUUUGUCUUUAACGUUGUCUUUGUUUGUGGAUGCAGAUAAUAGUUAAGACUGUGAAGUUAAAAAACGAAAGAGACAAUGAUGGAGGAGGAAGUUUCAGACAAGAGAAAGAAAGCUAACAGAGACCCUUUCACUGAUAUUGUGUUUUCUUGGUCCGUAGAGGAUAUUUUCAAUGAAAAUCUUUAUCAGAAUAAGGUGGAAAGAAUUCCUGAAUCAUUUAAAUCGUUUCAGCAUUAUUUCGGGUCUUAUGACUACCCUUUAUUGGAAGAAACUCGAGCACAAUUGCAUUCGACUAUGGAAAUUAUAUGGAUUCAACCUUUUGCUGAAGUAAUUUCUUUUGAAGAAUCCAAGCCAUAUGGAACAAAAAUAUAUGAAGUAAAGGUCGAUUAUUGGCGGAAUAGAUUCUGCGAACGUGGCAAGGAACCUUACAAAACUUUGACUGGAGAUGUUUUCGCUUUAGCAGAUGUUAAACCAGAAACUGUUUCUGAUUUACAAAGAGCUGGCAGGUCAUGGGCAUUUCUUUCAGUGACUAAAAUCACAGAUGAUGAUAAUGAGGAUGGUUUAAGUUCUACCUUUUUCAAAGUCACAGCAUCAAAAGAGUUCAAACUUGAUAAUGAGAUGCGGUCACCUUCGUUUGUCAUUUUCUUGGGAAACCUUAUCCCAAACAGAAGAAUAUGGAAGGCACUGCAUAUGUUUAAAAAUCUGAAAGUUGUUGAGAAAGUUCUUCGCCCUGAUUCUAUGGUUGAAGAAAAAUGUAAUUACCAUUCAGAAAAGAGUCUUGGCUUUUGGGAUGUGAAGCUGGUUGAGAAUAUAAAGUCUAAAUUGAAUGAGUCCCAAACUGAAGCAGUUCUUUCCUGUCUCAGCAAGAUACACUAUGAGAAUGAAUCUGCAGUCAAACUUAUUUGGGGUCCCCCUGGGACAGGGAAGACAAAGACUACUGCUACUCUUCUUUUUACUCUCUUGGGAAUGAAGUUUAGAACUCUCAUUUGUGCCCCUACGAAUGUUGCAAUAACCGAAGUGGCUUCCCGUGUUGUGAAGGUGGUAUGUGAUGCGGAGCCUGAUGCUUUGUUUUGUUCACUGGGUGAUAUUCUUCUGUUUGGAAAUAAGGAGCGGCUCAAAGUUGGUUCAGAUAUUCAAGAUAUAUAUUUGGAUUAUCGUGUCCAGAAGAUUGCUGAAUGUUUAGGUUCACACAGUGGUUGGAGGCAUUGUUUUGGUUCCAUGAUAAAUUUUCUUGAAUAUUGUGUUUCCCAGUACCAUAUUUUCUUGGAAAAUGAGAUGAUUAAAGAGAGUGAGCAGAGCACUGAAUGUGAUAUCAAAGAGAAGGGAAGUACAAGUAAAGCAAUAGUUAAGUCAUUUCGUGAGUUUGUAAGAGAGAGAUUUGUUUCUAUGGCAGUACCUCUUAGGCACUGCGUUUCCGUAAUCUGUACUCAUAUGGGCAAAAGUUACAUUUCGGAACAAUGUUACCAAAACAUGGAAUCCCUUAUUGUCUCACUUGACUCUUUUGAAAAAAUGAUAUUUAAAAAAAAUGUGGCUUCUAAAGCACUGGAAGAGUGUUUUUCUCAAACAGAUGCAGUUGAAGAUUUCCCUGAUACAUUUGAAUAUGAGCAAUCUCUUCUCUGUAUUAGGAGAAGUGAAUGCCUCUUGCUUUUGAGAACUCUUAAGUGGUUUCUUGGUGGACUCACCUUCCCAAAUUUCAGGAGCCAGGAAUCAAUAAAGGAAUUCUGUUUUCAAAGAGCUUCGUUAAUAUUUUGCACGGCUUCUACUUCAUAUAAGUUGCAUAAAAUGGCAAUGGAACCAUUGAGAGUUUUGGUUAUUGAUGAAGCUGCACAGUUGAAAGAGUGUGAGUCAACCAUACCCCUGCAACUUCGUGGUAUAAAGCAUGCUAUUCUUGUUGGUGAUGAAUGCCAAUUACCAGCAAUGGUUCAAAGCAAAAUUUCUGAUGAAGCUGGUUUUGGAAGAAGUUUGUUUGAGAGGUUGAGCUCACAGGGUUGUGCAAAACAUCUGCUAAAUAUGCAGUACAGAAUGCAUCCAUCAAUAAGUUUAUUCCCAAAUUUGAAAUUCUAUGAUAACCGGAUUGUAGAUGCACCUAUUGUUCGAAGGAGAAGCUACGAAAUACAGUGCCGGCAGGGGUCAAUGUAUGGUCCUUAUUCCUUUAUAAAUGUAAUUGGUGGAAGACAGGAGAAGGAUGAUGAUGGACGUAGUUCGAGAAAUAUGGUUGAGGUAGCAAUCGUAUUGAAAAUACUGCAGAAUCUCUACAGAGCAUUGGCUGUUUCAGAACAUAAACUCAGUAUUGGUGUUGUGUCACCCUAUGCUGCUCAAGUGGUUGCAAUUCAGGAUCGACUUGGGGGAAAGUACGAUAACAUGGACAGAUUUCUUGUGAAAGUAAAGACAAUUGAUGGAUUCCAGGGUGGAGAGUAUGAUAUAAUAAUAAUAUCAUCUGUAAGGUGUAAUAGUUUCCAAUCAGUAGGUUUCAUAUCCAAACCUCAGAGAAUGAAUGUUGCGCUGACAAGAGCUAGGCAUUGUCUAUGGAUUUUGGGUAAUGAAAGAAUCUUAGUUGGUAGUCAAACUGUUUGGAGAGAUUUAGUUCUCGACGCACAGAAGCGCAAUUGUUUCUUCAAUGCUGAUGAUGACAAAGAUUUGGCCAAGGCUAUAUUAGAUGUCAAAAAAGAGUUUGAUCAGCUCGAUGAUUUACUUAGUGGAAAUAGUAUGCUUUUCGAGAAUUCGAGAUGGAAGGUUCAAUUCAGUGAUAACUUUCUCAAGUCAUUCAAAAAACUGACCUCUGUGCUGAUAAAAAAGUCAGUUUUAAACCUUUUACUUAAGCUCUCCAGUGGCUGGAGACCUAAGAAGCAGAAUAUAGACUCAGUUUGUGGAAGCUCCAUGCAGAUGAUGAAGCAAUUUAAAGUUGAAGGUCUUUAUGUUGUUAGUACAACUGACAUUGUAAAGGAUUUGAGGUUUAUGAGGUUUAUACAAGUUUUGAAGAUCUGGGAUCUAUUGCCUAUGGAGGAUAUACCAAAAUUGAUAAAACGCCUGGAAAGUAUUUUUUGUAAAUACACUGAUGACUUCAUCAAUCUCUGCAAUGAAAAAUGUCUUGAGGGAAAUUUGGAAGUACCCAAGAGCUGGUCACCCUCUGUGGAUAUUGUCCGAUUUAAAGAUAUAAGCAUCAAUGAAACUGGAAAUGAUCAAGCUGAUGCCACUUCGGAUGGUAGAAGUUAUGUUGAGAAUUCAAAAGCCAGUGAGAGUCUGUUGUUCAUGAAAUUCUACUCCUUAUCAUCAGUUGCAGUGAACCACUUGAUGUCUGACCAUGAUGGUAGGGAAUUAGAUCUCCCAUUCGAAGUGACUGACCAAGAAAUGGAGAUUAUACUUUUUGAUAGAAGUAGCUUCAUUCUUGGACGUUCUGGUACUGGGAAAACUACUACGUUGACAAUGAAGUUAUUUCAGAAAGAAAAAUCGCACCAAAUGGCUAAUGAAGGAUUCUAUGGACUCGAGAGCAAUUCAGUUGGACAUGGUAUUCAGGAUAAUGAUGCCAAGGAAAGCUCAAUGAAGACUGGAGGAACAGUUUUGCGCCAGCUCUUUGUGACAACCAUAAAAGUGCGGUUGUGUUGGCCAUUACUGGCUUCUUCCUUGUCAUCUGUAUCAAUUGCUUUUGUACUUUAUUUAAUCUUGUACUUUCCUAGUUUUCCAUGUGGUGGAAAAUCUUCCGAUGAAAGUGAAUCCUCUGUUUGGGACUAUAUUGAUGAUGAAGAAAUACAAUUCAAGAACAUACCAGAUUCUUUUGUCAAUAUUCCACCCAAUUCGUACCCUCUUGUCAUAACUUUCCAUAAGUUCUUAAUGAUGCUUGAUGGAACAUUGAGUAACUCAUACUUUGAAAGAUUCCUCAACGUACCAGAACUUUCUAAUUGUAAAAUGCAAAGUUCAAGAUCAGUUAUGCUACAGAACAUUUUAAGGACAAAGGAAGUCAACUAUGAGAGAUUCAGCUCAUCAUACUGGCCUCAUUUCAAUUCGCAGUUGACAAAGAAUCUUGAUCCUUCCAGAGUAUUUACUGAGAUAAUUUCAUAUAUAAAAGGUGGCUUGAAAUCCAUGGAAGCAAUUGAUGGUAAACUCAAUCGUGAGGAAUAUGUUUUACUGUCAAAGGGUAGGGCCUCCAGUUUAAAUAAGAAAAAGAGAGAGAUAAUAUAUGAUAUAUUUCAGAGUUAUGAAAAAAUGAAGAUGGCGAAUGGUGAAUAUGAUCUUGCUGAUUUUGUAAUUGAUCUCCAUUUUCGACUCAGACGUGAAAGAUAUGAGGGUGAUGGAAUGGAUUUUGUAUAUAUUGAUGAGGUCCAAGAUCUAACAAUGAGUCAAAUUGCUUUGUUCAAGCAUGUCUGCAGUAAUGUCGAAGAGGGUUUUGUUUUUUCUGGUGAUACUGCGCAAACAAUUGCAAGGGGUACUGAUUUCAGAUUUCAAGAUAUAAGGAAUCUAUUUUACAGUAAGUUCUUUUUGCAAUCAAGGAUUCGUGCACAGGGUGAAAGAAAUGAAAAGGGACUUAUCUCAGAGGUUUUCCAGUUAACUCAAAAUUUCCGUACCCAUGCUGGUAUACUGAAAUUAUCUCACAGCAUUAUAGAACUUAUUUAUCGUUUCUUUCCUAGUUGCAUUGAUAAAUUAAAGCCUGAAAGCAGCCUGAUAUACGGGGAAGCUCCAAUUUUACUUGAAUCCGGGAACGAUGAAAAUGCAAUCCUAAAAAUCUUUGGAAAUCCUGAAAGCGUUAGUGGGAAGAUUGUUAGUUUUGGUGCUGAGCAGGUGAUACUGGUAAGAGAUGACAAUGCGCGCAAGGAAAUUUCAAAUUAUGUUGGAAAGCAAGCUCUUGUUCUAACCAUACUUGAAUGCAAGGGCCUUGAGUUUCAGGAUGUAUUGUUGUACGAUUUUUUUGGCUCAUCACCUCUUACGAAUAAGUGGAGGGUGAUAUAUGAAUAUAUGAAGGAGCAAGAUCUCCUUGAUUCCGAUUCACCUAGUUUUCCACAUUUCAAUGAGUCUAAACACAAUAUCCUGUGCUCUGAACUGAAGCAAUUAUAUGUUGCUGUUACACGUACAAGGCAGAGGUUGUGGAUUUGUGAGACUUCAGAAUUCUCCAAACCUAUGUUUGACUAUUGGAAGAAGAAGUGUCUUGUACAAACUAUGCAAUUGGAUGAUUCACUUGCUCAGGCAAUGCAAGUUGCAAGCAGUCCCGAGGAGUGGCGAUCGCGGGGUAUCAAGCUAUAUUCCGAGCAUAACCAUGAAAUGGCCACAAUGUGCUUUGAACGAGCUGGUGACACUUACUGGGAAAGAAGAUCCAAAGCUGCUGGCCUUAAAUCGAUGGCUGAUUGGAUGCGCAUUUCAAAUCCUGAAGUAGCUAAUUCCAUCCUGAGGGAAGCUGCUGAAAUAUUUGAUGCCAUAGGCAAGGCAAAUUCUGCUGCGAGAUGUUUUUAUGAUCUAGGAGAAUAUGAAAGAGCAGGUAGGAUUUAUAUGGAAAAAUGUGGCGAGUCUGAGCUGGGAAGAGCUGGAGAAUGCUUUACUCGUGCAGAAUGCUAUGAGCUUGCUGCGGAGGUGUAUGCCAGGGGAGAUAUACUACUUGAGGUAGAUCUGAUUGGUAAGGCUGGGAAUUUUAGAGAAGCAGCAACACUAAUACUUUUGUAUGUGCUUGCCAACUCCCUUUGGUCCCAUGGUAGCAAAGGUUGGCCCUUAAAGCAGUUUAAACAGAAACAAGAGCUUUUAGCAAAAGGGAAGUCAUUUGCUAAGAAUGACAGUGACAACUUUUAUGAGUUGUUUUGCGUAGAAGCUGAUAUUAUUGCAAAUGAGCAGAGUAACUUGCAAUUAACGAAGAAUCAAAUGAAGGCUUCUCAGAUGCACAAGAGCAUUACUGCUGAAAUGCUAUGCGUUCGGAAAAUUUUGGAUGGUCAUCUGUCUUCAAGUGUUCCAAAAUAUAUCUUUGAAGAAGAAUUGGUGUUCAAUCUUACUGAGCAUUCAGAAACUAUGAUUUCUAAGAAUCAAGUCUCUCUUGAAUCAAUGGUUUACUUUUGGAACAUUUGGAAGGAAAAGAUUGUUGGAGUAUUUGAAUAUCUUGUUCAUCUCGAGUCCGAAGAUGUUAAUGAAAACGAAAGUUUUGGAGAAUUCUGUUUGAAUUUUUUAGGGGUCCGGAGGCAGUUUGAUAAUCUGAAUACCAGCUAUAUGCUGCUCCAUUCUGAUGCUGAUUGGGUGAGAGAUGUCAACAUGAGGCAUUUUAAAAAUAAUGGGAAGUUUGUUUCUAUUGGUGUUCAUCAGUUGGCUUCUGCUGCUCAGAGCUACUGGAGUUCAGAGUUGCUUUUUGUUGGAAUUAAGAUUUUGGAAAAGCUUCAAGCAAUAUAUGACUUCCCAGUUAAAAUUUCCGAUAUACCAUUCUGUAAAAGCAGGGCUCUUACACAUAUCUAUGAAGUUGCAAAAUUUCUUUUUGAGUCCAAAUUUCUGAAGAAAAGAUAUCAUGAUGCUGGUAAACUGCAGAAAUCCAUUAGUCUGUCAACUGAGCAAUUUUUUGGCUACGUCUUUCCUCUUGAUUGGAGGAAGUCAUUGAGAGAGAAUAUGGUAUUGCUCAGAGGAAUGGAUAUUUCCAAAUGUUUACUUGAAGAAUUAAUAGUUGAGAAUAUCAACUCAAAGAACAAGCUUUCUUAUGGUCAAAUUGGGAGGAUUGCAAUGAUUACUCUUGGUUCUGGCAAGCUGAAAAAAGAAUCAUGUGGGAAGAUUUUACAGAAGUUGGGCAAUGAUUCCCCGUGGAAGGUCUUUUUUGAGAUUUUAUGUUCGGAUACCAGUGAAAAAGAAAGCAAGGGACCUCUUAUUUGCAGUUUCAAUGAAGCUUUAUUUCAUACAUAUGGAGGAAAUUGGAGGGCUGAAUAUGAUUACAUAUCACCUGGCUGUUUUGUGUAUCUUGUUGACCACCUUCUAAUUCGGGUAUCUUGCUUCCGGGGUAACUUUUUCACUACAAAGUCAUCAUUUGUUGAAUGGCUCAUGGAAUGUGGCGAAGAUACCAAAUCAAGUCCCUACAGAUGGGCUGAUGUGAAACAAUCUUUUGAAAAUCUCCUUCAGUCUAUGAUCCAUGUAGUUCAGCAAUGCCUUUACAAUAAGGGUGAAAUGUUGGAAUGGAUUGGAAAAUCUACUGAGGCGAAGGACAUCUACUCACUUAUUGUGUCUAGAUUGGUUGUGAUUGUUUGUUUGAUUAAUUUGAAUUUUGGUAUAUGUCAAGAUUUACUCUUAGAUUUGAUCAAUAAAAACUACAUCAUUGAACAUCUUCCACGGGACUUUCGUGAUGCCCUUUUCCUUUUAAGGAAACGCCACCCUUUGUAUACAAUUGUUGUUGUGCUAGCUGAGGCAUUUAAGAAGAUUGGCAAUGAUUUGGUAGUUGUAAGUUCAGGAGAAAAUUUUCCAUUGCUUUUCUGUCCUGGGUCUGCCAUAUAUGUGAAUAUGAAUAUCUUUAAAUGCAAGAAUGACAUAUUGAGGAUAUUGUUUCCAAGGACUAUUGAAACUAAACAAGGCGAAAGGGGAGCUGCUGCUGUCGAAGCUAUUGAUACUCAGAAAGUGCUCUCUGAAGCCAGUUCUGCUUCACAGAAGAAAUCUGAGCUUCCCCAAUCAAGACUUGAGUUGGUGGCCAAACAGGAACUAAACACUCAAUACAAAAACCAGGUUAACCUUUCAAAUGAUUGUCGCUGUGUUUGGGAAAUACUUGAUAGAAUGAAGAUAGUAGACAAUGGAGGAGACCAAAGUGCUUUUCUGUCACAUGCCAAAACAAUUAAGGUGGAUAUGGAGAAAUUCGUUCAGCUUUUAUCUGAUGGAUUGACUUCAAGUUAUCGGAAUACUAAUGAUUCUGAAAAGAAAGUCAUGCUCGAUGAAGUGGUGACUAUGACUGACGAGUUGAAACAACUUUCUAAUGCAUUGGAUGAGAGUGAGGUUGGACGCGAUGAUCAAAUUACAAGGGUUGAAGAACUUUGCAACAGGCUGCAAUCAAAGAGGCCAAAAAUGGAGCCUAUCUUAAAACAGCUUUUCGUCCUUAACAACACAAACCUCGCUGAUAAGGAAUCGGAGAUCGAGAAAGUUGUUGCUUCUAGUGAAAAGUCUGAUGAGGUUAAAACUACUUUUGUGGAUGAAAGAAAUGUAGAUUCUCACAAGGUUGACACUGAGGCUUCUCAAGUUAAUUCUGCUUCUGGAACCCCAAGUAGCAGCUCCAACACUGAUAACAGAGGAAAGAGAAAUAAUAACAAGAAUAAGAAAAAGAAGGCCAAAAAGGGAGGAAAGAAAAAAUAGCCUUUUGUAUAUAUAUGGAUUUUGUAGGUUGAAGAUGCAUACUUAAAAGAAAAGUUGUAGCAUAUGCAAUGUGGUUAAAUGUUGAAAACUUGAAAAUAUUAUACAGCGUUUUUAGGAACAAAGUAUAGAUAUUUGAGAGGCUUAUGCUAAUGCUGGAAUCUGAUAGCUUUUGAAUUUGGUCUUUACUAAGCCUCCAAACUGUAAUCUGAAACUAAAUAUAUGCAAGGAGUAUUUCAUAAUA